AUGGACAUCUCCUCAGCCCUAUCCACCGCCGCCUCCUCUCCGCAAGCCGCCCGCCCCACCGCAUACCUCUCCCUCCUCGCCUCCAUUCUCUCGGACCACCCCCACGACUCGGCAUCCUACAUUGCAUUUGCCGAACACUUUACCGGCGGAAAUAAUAUCACUUCCGCCCUCGGUCGUCGCGUCCUGGGCGCAUUCCUCGUGGCGGUGACGGCGGGGACGACACUGGAGCUGAAGGGGACGGCGACAAUACCGCUGGACGAAGAGGGAGAGGGGGACAAGGCCAAGUGGGAGGAGCUGGGAAAGCAGGCGUUCCAGGGGGAGAAGGGUGAGGAAGCCAGGCGGGAUGUGGUGGAGGGGAUAUUGCAGGGCGGGAACCUUGGGGGAAGUGAUGAGCAGGUGGCCGUUCUGAGGCAUCUCAACUCGCAUCUCCUCACGCUCGAGGAAGACUAUGAAGGGGCCGCCCGCGCGCUCAUGGCCAUCCAGGUCGACAGUGGUUCCCGCAUGGUAUCGGAGAACGACAAGCUCCAGCUAUGGAUGUCCAUCGUUCGCCUCUUCCUCGAGUGCGGUGAAUGGGGUAUGGCCUUGACAUACUACAACAGGGCUACCAACCUGCCUCCUCCCCAGGACAAAGAGACCCGUCUCGCUAUGCGCUUCGCAGCUGCCAAACUAUCCGACUUUUCCAACGAAUUCGACAAAGCCGCCCAGGCAUACCACACCCUCUCCCUCGAACCCUCCAUCGACCCCACAGACCGUCUCCAGAUCCUCUCCGCCUCCGUCACCACCGCCAUCCUCGCCCCCUCCGGCCCACGCCGAUCCCGCAUACUCGCCUCCCUCAACAGGGACGACCGCGUGCACCAAGAGCUGCCGGGCAGGCUGGGUCGGAUGUUGAAGAAGAUGCUGGAAGGGUGGAUCGUAAGGGCGGAGGAGGUGCGAGAGUUUGAGAGCGGGCUGGAGGGGCAUCAGAGGGCGACUGUGGAAGGUGGCGGGACGGUCCUUGAGCGAGCGAUUAGGGAGCACAAUAUCGGUGCUUGUGCCAAGGUGUACGACAAUAUUUCAUUCGGUUCCCUGGGCUCCAUCCUCUCCCUCCCCCCCUCCACAGCCGAACGCACCGCCCGCCUCAUGAUCCAACAAUCCCGUCUCCCCGGCUGGAUCGACCAGCCCAACAACCUCCUCUUCUUCCACCCUCCCCCAACCCACCAGGCCCUCGAUGCAGAGCAAGGAGGCACGGCCGGAGGGCUGAAUGUGGUGAAAGCGGAGAAGGAGGUGGAGAAGGUUGGGUGGGGGGAGAGGUGGGAUGAGAGGGUUGGGGAGGUUUGUAGGAGGGUGGAGGGGUUGGCGGAGGAGGUGGUGGGGAAGGGGUUGGUCGUUGUUUAG
Cryptococcus amylolentus CBS 6039 is the source of this 1374-nucleotide messenger RNA. RefSeq lists its product as hypothetical. NCBI's taxonomy places the organism in Eukaryota, Fungi, Basidiomycota, Tremellomycetes, Tremellales, Cryptococcaceae. The record is from RefSeq and is a predicted model, not a curated record. The transcript is spliced from 5 exons. Gene Ontology annotation, cellular component: cytosol; COP9 signalosome. The coding region runs from base 1 to 1374 and encodes 457 amino acids.